Messenger RNA from Babesia bovis T2Bo, 984 nucleotides. RefSeq lists its product as uncharacterized. Lineage: Eukaryota; Apicomplexa; Aconoidasida; Piroplasmida; Babesiidae. The transcript is spliced from 2 exons. The record is from RefSeq and is a predicted model, not a curated record. The coding region runs from base 65 to 862 and encodes 265 amino acids.
GAGUGCACGUUGCAUAUUAUAUUCUUUAACAAUAUUUUAAUAUCCCUUUAAAUCCUCAAUCAAAAUGAAGCUCAAUCGCGCCGUCCUCGCAGGUCUUUUGGCCGCCGCUCCCCUAAGCGGUGUUGCCUUGGCUCGUACACAUGUCAACCACCACUCUACCUUGGCUCCUACCAUGACCAAGGCUGAAGCCGAUGAGAUGGACGCCGCUCUUAGGGCUUCUGCUUUCACUGAAUUGAGCGAGGAUGCCAUUGAGUCUGUUGUUUCUGAGAUGUUGAGCUUGCUCGAAAAGCAGGGUCUUAACUACGAGAACCCAGAGCACAUCAACAGCUUCAUCUCCUUCAUGCAGACUAUGCAACGUGGUGAUGGCAAAUCCACUGGUGCCAAGUUUUUGGAUGAGCUUAAGAAGAUGGCCACCAAGGCAUGGCAUGAGACUAAGGGUACCAUGAAAGAGAUGCUCAUCUCUUACGUCAAGAACCUUCUUAAGGCUGGAUUGAAACACGCCUUGCCACACAUUGAAAAGUUGAACGAGAAGGCUAUGCUUGCUCUCCCAAUGAACCUCCGUGUUGCCCUUUCACCCGUCUACUUCAACAUGUGGCUCAAACUCUUCGAAAAAGCCAAACUCAGGAUCCCCGCUGACUACAAGAUCGAGAACUUCGUUUGCAAAAACAUUGACAAGGAGCAAUGUGACGAAAUUAUCAGCAAGGUCCAGGGCACCUGGAACAACUUGAGCGAAAAGCCUGCCCCCAAGGCCGAAGAGCACUCUGAGAAAUCUACUAAGGCCAUUGAGGACAAGCCUGAAGCUGCUUCCCGCAAAGCCCCCAAAGUCACCAGCUUAGACGAUGACUUUGACUUCGAGUUCUAAGUCUCUACACAAAUGAAUAACUCAAAAUAAUCCGCACAAAUGCAGUCUAAACGGCUAUUAAAAGUAUUGCCGUUGAAACAUUGAAAAAAUGUCUAAUUAAAGUUUAACCUCUUUGUAUUCAU